Messenger RNA from Knipowitschia caucasica, 234 nucleotides. The record is from the annotation of a GenBank genome assembly. Lineage: Eukaryota; Metazoa; Chordata; Actinopteri; Gobiiformes; Gobiidae.
AUGCAGAGUGACAGCAGAUUAACACACCGCCUCCACGAAGGGUGCCAGCUGGAGCCUGACCUUGAGGAGGCUUUGGUUCCACGAAGCAGUCCAGUGAGUCCCUUUGGAGAGCUGGCUGUACUCUACGCUACUCCCUCCCUGCUGCCUGGAGCCUACCCUGCCCAGGAGGAGGCUGAACGGCUAGAGAGAAGGAGUCUUCCACAGGGUCCUGUUCCAGUGGCAUGGAGGAAUUGA